AUGGAUUUGUCGUUGUUGCUCAAUGCAACAGAACUAGACGCGGAGAGACAUGGCAACGCACCACCAUGCUCUGCAACACGCAACAGCCCCGAACAUGACCCCAACCCCUGGCGGCAACAUCACGAGGGCCGAUGGCGCAGGCCGUUGUCGAAAUCGAGCGGCAGUGCCUCAUUGCCCAUGGUACAGUUUAAGGAGCUCGACCUGAAUCGACGCGGGAGUCUGCGUAGCGAAGAGGAUGAGCACUGCGCUGCCAGCUUAUAUCGCGGUCAGCAUCGAGUUUCGGACAGCUUGAGCAGCUUAACCUCGUACGAAUCAUCCCAGGCGGGUACGCAUUCGCGCAACUCGUCCGUGACGACGCUUGGUGACGAGCAUUGCGUGUCGACAUCCUCAGAGGCUUCGAUCGACUCGAAGCUCGCCACGGUCGAUGAAGAAGGAUUUACACAUCGAACAGCCUUGAUGGCAGCAUCGCCAUUGCCGAGAGGGGUUGAUGUGCGAUACACAGGUGGAUAUGGGCCACUCGAGGCUCCAAGAGGAGGGAUUACGCACCGAAGGCAAUACUCAGAGGCCAACACAGUCAAGAUGGCUAUGCAAAUGGGAGCACCAAGGUGGCAAAGACUCGAGAGCAACGAAAGUGUGGGUCUCCGGCGCCCUUCUGCUGGUCUUUUGGCUUCUUCACUUGCCUUCCCCUUUCCUCUUGUUUACUCCUUGUGCACCCGAACUCCUCCUGCCUUGCCCUCGCAACUCGAGUUUCUUUUCACCAAACCCUCUACAAAGAUCACAACACGUCAAUAUCGCUCCACACUCCUGGCUCCUCUCUGCCCUGCCCUGGUGCUUUGCAACACUCCUGUGAAGGCACAGCGUCUCAUUGCUAGGAGCUCUCGAGAAUGUGUGGCACUCAUGGGUAUCUUUGGGCGCAUCGCCUCUGAAUCACAAGUGUGA
Molecule: messenger RNA, 939 nt
Organism: Emericellopsis atlantica
Lineage: Eukaryota; Fungi; Ascomycota; Sordariomycetes; Hypocreales; Bionectriaceae
Exons: 3
Coding region: 1-939 (312 amino acids)
Source: RefSeq, a predicted model, not a curated record